Knipowitschia caucasica is the source of this 1461-nucleotide messenger RNA. NCBI's taxonomy places the organism in Eukaryota, Metazoa, Chordata, Actinopteri, Gobiiformes, Gobiidae. The record is from the annotation of a GenBank genome assembly.
AUGUCAUCACAAAUCCCAGAGAAGGAAGCUCGCUCUGGUCUCACUGGUGUAAUGCAGCUGUCACAGCGACUUCUCCUGCUGCAGUCACACAGACUGCUCCUGCUGCAGUCACACAGACUGCUCCUGCAGUCACAGCAGUCACAGCGACUUCUCCUGCAGCAGUCACACAGACUGCUCCUGCUGCAGUCACACAGACUGCUCCUGCUGCAGUCACACAGACUGCUCCUGCUGCAGUCACACAGACUGCUCCUGCUGCAGUCACACAGACUGCUCCUGCAGCACUCACACAGACUGCUCCUGCUGCACUCACACAGACUGCUCCUGCUGCAGUCACACAGACUGCUCCUGCUGCAGUCACACAGACUGCUCCUGCUGCAGUCACACAGACUGCUCCUGCUGCAGUCACACAGACUGCUCCUGCAGCAGUCACACAGACUGCUCCUGCUGCAGUCACAGCGACUUCUCCUGCUGCAGUCACACAGACUGCUCCUGCAGCAGUCACACAGACUGCUCCUGCUGCAGUCACACAGACUGCUCCUGCAGCAGUCACACAGACUGCUCCUGCAGCAGUCACACAGACUGCUCCUGCUGCAGUCACACAGACUGCUCCUGCUGCAGUCACACAGACUGCUCCUGCUGCAGUCACACAGACUGCUCCUGCAGCAGUCACACAGACUGCUCCUGCUGCACUCACACAGACUGCUCCUGCUGCAGUCACACAGACUGCUCCUGCUGCAGUCACACAGACUGCUCCUGCUGCAGUCACAGCGACUUCUCCUGCUGCAGUCACACAGACUGCUCCUGCAGCAGUCACACAGACUGCUCCUGCUGCAGUCACACAGACUGCUCCUGCAGCAGUCACACAGACUGCUCCUGCUGCACUCACACAGACUGCUCCUGCUGCAGUCACAGCGACUGCUCCUGCUGCAGUCACACAGACUGCUCCUGCUGCAGUCACAGCGACUGCUCCUGCUGCAGUCACACAGACUGCUCCUGCUGCAGUCACACAGACUGCUCCUGCAGCAGUCACACAGACUGCUCCUGCUGCAGUCACACAGACUGCUCCUGCUGCAGUCACAGCGACUUCUCCUGCUGCAGUCACACAGACUGCUCCUGCUGCAGUCACAGCGACUGCUCCUGCUGCAGUCACACAGACUGCUCCUGCAGCAGUCACACAGACUUCUCCUGCUGCAGUCACACAGACUGCUCCUGCUGCAGUCACACAGACUGCUCCUGCAGCAGUCACACAGACUGCUCCUGCUGCAGUCACACAGACUGCUCCUGCUGCAGUCACACAGACUGCUCCUGCAGCAGUCACACAGACUGCUCCUGCUGCAGUCACAGCGACUGCUCCUGCUGCAGUCACAGCGACUUCUCCUGCAGCAGUCACACAGACUGCUCCUGCUGCAGUCACACAGACUGCUCCUCAUCUGGGUUGACAGAGAAACUCUCUCUUCUUGA